Molecule: messenger RNA, 3248 nt
Organism: Eubalaena glacialis (North Atlantic right whale)
Lineage: Eukaryota; Metazoa; Chordata; Mammalia; Artiodactyla; Balaenidae
Gene: GJA5
Product: gap junction protein alpha 5
Exons: 2
Coding region: 145-1221 (358 amino acids)
Biological process (GO): cell communication
Cellular component (GO): connexin complex
Source: RefSeq, a predicted model, not a curated record
UGGGAGAGGAACGACCGACAGGCUGGAGAGCAAGGAAGAGUGGGCAGCGGGGGAGAGGCGGCCAGAGAACCAAGAAGCCAACUGGAAUUCCAGACAGGAGGAAAAGAGGAAGGAGUCUUGGCGUCUGUCUUCUGCUGAGCCAAGAUGGGUGACUGGAGCUUCCUGGGAGAGUUCCUGGAGGAAGCACACAAGCAUUCCACGGUGAUCGGUAAGGUCUGGCUCACCGUCCUCUUCAUAUUCCGCAUGCUGGUGCUGGGCACGGCUGCCGAAUCCUCCUGGGGGGACGAACAGGCUGAUUUCCAGUGCGAUACGAUUCAGCCCGGUUGCGAGAACGUCUGCUACGACCAAGCCUUCCCUAUCUCCCACAUUCGCUAUUGGGUGCUGCAGAUCAUCUUCGUCUCCACACCGUCUCUAGUGUACUUGGGCCACGCCGUGCACACGGUGCGCAUGCAGGAGAAGCGGAAGCUACGGGAGGGCGAGAGGGCCAAAGAGGUUCGGGGCGCUGCCUCUUACGAGUACCCAGUGGCCGAGAAGACGGAGCUGUCCUGCUGGGAAGAAGUGAACGGAAGGAUUCCCCUCCGCGGCAGUCUGCUCAACACUUACGUCUGCAGCAUCCUGAUCCGCACCACCAUGGAGGUGGCCUUCAUUGUGGGCCAGUACCUCCUCUAUGGCAUCUUCCUGGACACCCUGCAUGUCUGCCGCAGGAGUCCCUGUCCCCAUCCUGUCAACUGUUAUGUGUCCCGGCCCACGGAGAAGAAUGUCUUCAUUGUCUUUAUGCUGGCUGUGGCCGGACUGUCCCUUUUCCUCAGCCUUGUUGAACUCUACCACCUGGGCUGGAAAAAGAUCAGACAGCGAUUUGUCAAGUCACAGCAGGGCAUGGCUGAGUGCCAGCUUCCUGGUCCCUCUGCCCGCAUAGUCCAGAGCUGCACACCACCCCCUGACUUCAAUCAGUGCCUGGAGAAUGGCCCUGGGGGGAAAUUCUUCAAUCCAUUCAGUAACAAGAUGGCCUCUCAGCAGAACACAGAUAACCUGGCCACUGAGCAAGUGCGAGGCCAGGAGCAGAUUCCUGGAGAGGGUUUCAUUCAUAUCCGUUAUGCCCAGAAGCCUGAGGUACCCAAUGAAGGCUCCCCAGGUCACCGCCUCCCCCAUGGCUACCAAAGUGACAAGCGCCGUCUCAGCAAGGCCAGCAGCAAGGCCAGGUCAGAUGACCUAUCAGUGUGACCCACCAGUGUGGCGGAACCAGGACCAGGUGGGAACAAAGGAGGCUCAGAGAGGGAAGGUGUGUCCCUUCUGACCCCAUCUCUCUCGUUCUCAUCACUGCUCUACUCAGUUUGGGCCCUGGAUCUCAAUGGCAUUGCUCAUUUUUUCCAGAAGCUAUGACCAGGUCUUUGUGGGUGCAGUAAGAGACAUGGCUACCUACCCAGGCUCCGCCACCCUCCACUCAGAAUCCUCAGUGAAGCCUUUCAUAUUAUUCAGUGAAUGGGAUAGAGGAAGGGACGGGGACCAUGGCAAAUCUGACCUGGGAGGGACAGCCAGAGGGAUAGGAUGACUCUCUACGUACCAGCCACAUACCAGAUGGAUUCUCUAAGCCCCUCUGGUGUCCUUGACCCGAUCACCCUUCCUCCUGCAAGGAAGAGCCCAAAGUUCCCGGCCAGCAACAAGCAUGAAUCAAGGAACUUGCAUUAGAUGUGCUCUUGAAUCUGUUGUCUCCUUGGACUGUACCUUGGGGUGGUGGUCAGGUCACCAUGGGAUGCCCUUGGCUGCCCCUCCCUCUACCCAGUCUUACUUAAAAAGAGGUCCUUAGAACUCGACCAGCAGCCUCAACUUUACAAGUGCCUUGGUAUGCUCCUCUGGCAAAUGUCUCACCUUGGUGAUGUUGCAGCCUUUCCUUCUGCCAGGGUGUACAACCAGCCCGGGGAGGGGGGUGAAAAGCUCUCCUAGGGAGUCACUGUGCACACUGACUCCACUGGCUUUCCUGCCACCACAUAUCAACCUGCAGCCCUUUUACAGUUCAACCUGAUGGUAGAAACCAUCCCUUCCAGUCCUCCCUUGGCGGUCCAUCCAGUGCUCCCCUAAAAACCUUAUUGACCAGAAUGCCCAAGAAGCCAUCGUCCUCUCUCACAUUCUGACCAGAUCACCAGCCAUGGAGGCCAGUGGAAUUUCCCCAGGUCUUAUUAAAACAAAGAGGGCAUUGUGCUUCUCAGAUUCCCCUUGGGAAAAAAAAAAUAAUUCUGCUGUGAAGAUAAAAAUGAAAAAGGAGAGAAAAUACUGGAAAACUAUUUUCCCCUCCUGUUUGCUUCCCUUGUUGACUGCCAACUUAGAGUGCCAAGAGGAGGUGUGAUGACAACUAUGGAGGGCCCCAUAUCUCUCUUUCCCUGGAGGAUUUAGCAGGGGCAUGAAAGCAGAAAGGGAAUCUCCAGCUCUCUUGGCAGGGCCCUUGUUUAAGAGCACAGAGAUGCCUGUGUCUCCCCAGUGCUCCUAAGAGACUGCCAAAAAAGCAGUGGGGACUACAGAAAAGCCCUGCCUUCCCAGGGACUGGCCAGGUUUCUCUCUUCAGUCCAUCUGUAAUAGGUGGUUGCCAUUUUGGAUGAAGGUAAAGGAUGCUCAAAAGUGGAUGCUGAAACUUAUAGGGAGACAGUUACUUUUUAAGAUGCAUAUGUGUGUUUGUGUGUGUAUGUAUAUGCUGAUAAGGUGGGUGAAGGGGAGGGGAGUCCUGAAGUAAGGAAAGCAUGCCUUAGAGACACUUGUGUCUUCCUGCCCUUUCCUCCAGAUGCCUGGCAGAGGGGCUGAGCCUCACUGUUUUCAGUGUCAUUAACCUAAAUAGAUAGGCAUGAGAGGUUGGGACAGAGGAGGCUGAAGGCUCAGAAGGAGGCUCAGCCUCUGCCCCACCUGCCCAUCUCUGGGCCCCUCUGCUGAUACUUGGUUGUUAUUGGUGGGUGGAGAGAAGGAUGAGGGUAGAGGGGUGGAGGAAACUGACUGGGAUGCCAUUUAGGGAAGAAUGACUGGUCAUCCCAGAUCCCUGGAGGGGACACCUUUUAAUCUGUUCUCUGGCACUGGCAUUAAGACUCUCUCUCCAAAACAAAGCAAAAAAGACUCUCUUUCCUUCCAUCUCUGAAGUGUGUUUGUUUUGUGAAAUGAGUGUUCCUGGAUUAGAAAUUCUGUGAGAUCAGUCCUGAUGAUGGGGCUUUCAGGAAGGAAAAAGGAAAUAAUAUGUGUAGUUUGUCCUAAUAAAGUCUGGCCCUACAUUU